This is a messenger RNA of Sinocyclocheilus rhinocerous, 4390 nucleotides long. RefSeq names its product NACHT, LRR and PYD domains-containing protein 12. The coding region runs from base 66 to 4262 and encodes 1398 amino acids. The transcript is spliced from 12 exons. The record is from RefSeq and is a predicted model, not a curated record. NCBI's taxonomy places the organism in Eukaryota, Metazoa, Chordata, Actinopteri, Cypriniformes, Cyprinidae. Gene Ontology annotation, molecular function: protein binding.
UCAACUGUGCUGUAUUUUGCUAUACAUACUUUGUUUUCACGUAGUUGUAAUAUUAGUUGCUUAUUAUGGAGGCAGACGAAUCCAUUUCGUCAAACCUAAGUGUUGAUUUGGGGAGUGAGGAGGGGAGCGCUGCCUUUAAAAAGGGGUUUUAUGAGAAGAGAGAAGAAGUGGGUAAUAUUCAUCAUCCGUUUCAGAGAACGCCAGUUCAAAGUUGUGUGUCUGUGAAGAGUGAGAGGUCCAUGGCUAAACCACCUAAAUUCUGCGAUAAAGCAGAACACUUUCAACCCAGUCUUCCAGAGAAAGUGGAAGACUGUGCUGUUCACCACCAGUUCCAGAGACCAGCAUCUCCACUAACAAGUUAUGUGUCUUUGAAGAGUGACAGAUCCAUGGCUGAACCUCCUAAAUUCAGUGAUAAAACAGGGCACCUGCAUCCCAGUCUUUCAGAAAAAGCUGAGUACAGUGCUGUUUACCACCAGUCCCAGAGACCAGCAUCGACACAAUCAAGCUAUGCAUCUUUGAAGAGUGACAGAUCCAUGGCUGAACCUCCUAAAUUCAGUGAUAAAGCAGAACACUUUAAACACAGUGGAAGAAAGAAACAGGUGGUUCAAGAUCAGUCUGCGUGCCUGUCUGGAGAUUCUGACUGUUUUCAGUGCAGACAAAUAUCUGAAAUUUGUCCCCUUAUACACCCACACACGAGAGGGUCCAGUCCUGCUGAAGAGCAGCUGAGCUCUUGCCAACCAGUAGAUGCCAUCCUACAGAGUAUCAAAGAAAGCCACAAAACCAGCAUGAAGAAGUAUGAGAGUUUAUGUGAAGGAAUCAAUACACAAGAGAACAAAAACCAUCUUAACAAGAUUUACACACAGCUUUAUAUAAUAGAGGGAGAGAGGGAAGGGGUAAAUGAAGAACAUGAGGUUGUACAAAUAGAGAAAACCAAGACUGAAUGCUUACAAGGUACUCCAAUCAACUGCAACAACAUUUUCCAGCCUAUAUCCGAUCCAAGUUAUGAGAGAAAAGACAACCAAGAAAAAGUAAAGACUGUUCUUACCAAAGGAAUUGCUGGAAUUGGAAAAACAGUCUCUGUGCAUAAGUUCAUUCUGGAUUGGGCUGAGGGCAAAGCUAAUCAGGAUGUUGAUUUUCUCUUUGUUCUUCCAUUUCGGGAACUCAACUUGGUUAAAGAUGACCAGUACAGCCUUCACAGACUUCUGCUUGACUUCCAUCCAGAACUUCUGGAGUUAGAUACAAGGGUAUAUGAUUUGUGUAAAGUCUUGUUCAUCUUUGACGGUCUGGAUGAAAGUAGAAUUACAUUGACAUUUUCACACUGUGACAAAAUUUCUGAUGUGUCUACAACAUCAUCAGUGAGCAUGUUGAUGUCAAAUCUCAUCAAAGGAGAGUUGUUGUCCUCUGCUCUCAUCUGGAUCACAUCCAGACCGGCAGCAGCCGGUCAGAUCCCCUCACAUUACAUCAGCCGGGUAACAGAAGUACAGGGAUUCACUGACCCUCAGAAGGAGGAAUAUUUUAGGAAGAAGAUCAGCGAUCAGCAUCAAGCCACCAGAAUCAUCUCUCACAUAAGAACAGCAAGAAGCCUCCACAUAAUGUGUCAUAUACCGGUUUUCUGCUGGAUCACAGACACUGUGCUUCAGAACAUCCUAAAACAUGAUAGCAGUGCAGAAAUUCCCAAAACGCUAACUGAAAUGUACAUACAUUUUCUGAUUAUUCAGGCCGUUAUGAAGAGGCAGAAGUAUGGUGAGAGAGAUGAGAGAUAUGAUCCAAAGUUGCUUCUGCUUUCAGAAAGAGAUGUGAUUUUGAAACUUGCUGAACUGGCUUUCAAAGCUCUGAUGAAUGGCGAUGUCCUGUUCUAUGAUGAGGACCUGAAAAAAUGUGGAAUAGAUGUCAACAAGGCCUCUGAGUAUUCUGGGAUUUGCACCGAGAUCUUCAAGGAGGAAUCAGUGAUCUAUUCGAGGAAGGUCUACUGCUUUGUUCAUCUGAGCUUUCAAGAGUUUUUUGCAGCGCUUUUUGUGUUUUUCAACUAUUUAAACAAGAACAGUGAUAUCCUGAGAAUGUUCCAGAUAAAGAAAGGAAGAAAAAAGAUCAAACAGCAGUUUAAUGAGGUUUCACUAGAUGCGUUUCUGAAGGUUGUGGUUGAUGAAGCACUGAAGAGUGACAAUGGACAUCUUGAUCUUUUCCUUAGAUUUCUUCAUGGCAUCUCACUGGAGUCAAAUCAGAGACUUCUCCAAGGUCUGCUCACACAUGUGGAGGACAACUCUGAAAGCAUGAAGAAAGUGAUAAAAAACCUCAGACAAAGUCAAAAGCAGAAUGUCAGGCCAGAAAGGUGGAUUAAUCUCUCACACUGCUUGAUUGAAAUGAAGGAUACUUCUAUUCUUGAAGACAUUCAGGCUUACCUGAAAGCUGAAGGAAAGUUUAAAAAAUAUCUAUCUCCUGCCCACUGUUCAGCUUUAGCUAAUAUGCUUCUGAUAGCAGAGGAUGUGCUAGAAGAGCUAAACCUCAAGAAAUAUAAUACAACAUCCACGGAGGCUCAAAGGAGACUGGUACCAGCUAUGAGGAACUGUCGAAAAGCAAUAUUGGAAGGCUGUAAUCUCACUGAACAAUCAUGUGAAAUUGUGGCAUCGGCUCUACAGCAUGCAAACUCCCCUGUUAGAGAGCUGGACAUGAGUAACAAUGACCUGCAGGACUCGGGUGUUAAGCUCAUUUCUAUUGGACUUAAGAGUUCACACUGUAAACUGGAGAUACUGAGAUUAAAAGGCUGUAAACUCACCAUGCAGUCCUGUGAAACUUUGGCUUCAGCUCUGCUAUCAGAAAAUUCAUGCCUGAGAGAGCUGGACCUCAGUAACAAUGACCUGCAGGAUUCAGGACUGAAGCGGCUCGUUGCUGGCCUGAAAAGCCCACACUGUAAACUGGAGAUAUUGAGCCUGGCUGGCUGUAAACUCACCGACCAGUCAAGUGAAACACUGGGCUCAGUUCUACUUUCAGUGAACUCCUGCCUGAGAGAGUUGGACCUGAGUAAUAAUGACCUGAAGGAUUCACGUCUGGAAUGGCUCUCUGCUGGACUGAAUAGCUGUAAACUGGAAAAACUAAGAUUGGCCAGCUGUAACCUGACUGGUCAGUCCUGUGAAAUGAUGGCUUCAAUUCUACAAUCAGUUAACUGCCUUCUGAAGGAGCUGGACCUGAGUGACAAUGACCUGCGGGAUACUGGAGUGGAGAUUUUCUCAACUGGACUGAAGAGUCCUCACUGUAUACUAGAGAUACUGAGAAUGUCCACUUGUAAUCUCACUGAUCAGUCCGGUGUGACUGUGGCUUCAGUUUUACAACUAGCAAAAUGCCCUUUGAGAGAGCUGAACUUGAGCAAAAAUGACCUGCAGGACUCAGGAGUGAAGAUGCUCUCAGAUGGCCUGAAGAGUUCACACUGUAAACUGGAGAUACUGAGACUGUCUGGCUGUUUUAUCACAGAGGAAGGCUGUUCUGUUUUGGCCGCAGCUCUUACUUCAAACCCCUUACACCUCAGAGAGCUGGACCUCAGCUGCAAUCAUCCAGGAGAUUUGGGUGGUCAGCUGCUCACUGCUAGAUUGAAUGAUCCAACUUUCAAAUUGGAGACCCUCAAUCUGGAACAUGAGGGCAAGUUUAGGAUUACAGCUGGAUUACGAAGAUGUGCCUGUGAGCUCACGCUAGACCCCAACACAGCGCACACACAUCUGUCUCUGUCUGAGGGGAACAAAACUGUGACAUAUGUAGAAGAGGAGCAGUCGUAUCCAGACCUUUCUGAGAGAUUUGAAUGCUAUCCUCAGGUUCUGUGCAGAGAGAGUCUGUCUGGACGCUGUUCCUGGGAGGUUGAGUGGAGCGGGAAGAGCGAAGUCUAUGUUUCAGCCUCAUAUAAAGGAAUCAGGAGGAAAGGAGAGAGUAACGACUGUGAGUUUGGAUCCAAUGAGAAGUCCUGGAGGCUCGUCUGCUCUGAUAACAGUUUCUCAGCCUGGCACAAUAAUAAGAGGACUAAAAUGCGUCCACCAUCAUGCUCAUCUCGUUCUAAAAGGGUAUGGGUGUAUUUGGACUGUCCUGCUGGCACUCUGUCCUUCUACAGUGUCUCUGAUAAAAACAGACUGACGCACUUACACACAUUCCACUCCACAUUCCCAGAGCCUCUCUACGCAGGGUUUGGCCUUUGCUCUGGCUCCUCAGUGUCUCUGUGCCAGAUUGAGACAUCUCCUGAUGCAAAGAAUGCAAAUAGCUGUGGGAAUGACAGAAAUAAAUAAAGUUUUAAUAUAACAAACAUGUAGAGCAGAACUCUAUCACAGACACAUGUUAUACACACACACACACACACACACACACACACAAAAAUAGUGGAAAUAUAAUUCCAAUAAUAACUAUAACUGCAAAC